UGCACACUCAUGCCCGCGCACACACCUGCCGCCCCUGCCAUGCCCGUGCCCCCCCGAAUACCACGCAGGCACCCCGCCCGUGCCCCCCUGGAUGCACGAGCAGAGGCGAGCAGCCCCCCGAGGACGGCAGUGCCCACGUCCCCCGAUCUCCAGCGGGGCCAGGAGCCCUUGCACAGCCUGGGUGCCUCUAGCCAGCAGUGCAGGGGCAGAAGCGGAGGGUGGAAACAGAGCUUAAACAAAAAACUGGGACCCUGGAUGGGGCCAAUGGACACCACGGAGCGGAGCUUUGUGUGGGCUCAUCUCCAAAAACAUGGGAAUGGCUUGCACCCUGCAAACAGCAAGCACUGCGGGAGCACCCGGGACCCAGCAGGCUGUGGGGGAAAGCUGGCUGCCGCCGUUGUGGGGGCGGCAGAGACCCAGCCUUCCUCCCCGCCUGUGCAGCCCAGAGCUUCCGUAACUCCACCUCGGCGCGGGCUCACGUCCUCGCACACAGAGGAGACCAUGGGAGGGACGGCUCGGGAGAGCCCAGAGGACUGCCGCUUUCUGGACGCAGAAGCAUCCAAGACGCGAAAGAAGACCUGCACCAGAUACCAGAUCUGCGGACUGCUUUUCAGCGUGCUGCUCAUUUCACUUAUUCUGAUAUUUUUUGGUGUCAAAUAUCUCUGGAGCCCAACACCCAGAAAAGUUUACGACAUGGAGCACACGUUCUUCAGCCACGGUGAAAAGAAGAAGAUUGUGAUGGAGAUUGACCCACUGACCAGGACAGAGACCUUCAGGAGUGGGAACGGCAGUGAGGAAAUCCUGGAGAUCCAUGACUUUAAAAAUGGAAUAACUGGCAUCUUCUUUGUGGGACUUCAAAAAUGUUUCAUCAAAACUCAGACUAAAGUCCUACCUGAGACAACAGAGGCCAAGAUCCCUGAGCUUGAGGGAGAAGAAAUCACGACCACCUACCUUGAGCAGUCUGUGGUCUGGGUGCCUGGGGAAAAGCCCAUUCAGAACAAGGAGUUCCUGAAGAGCUCCAAAAUUUUUGACAUCUGCAGAAAUGUGACCAUCUACUGGAUCCACCCCACGCCGAUAGCAGCUCCUGAGCUGGCCAGCCUUGAAGGGGCAGAAGAAGAUCCUGAGCUGCUUGUGGACAACCAGAGCUGGUUGGAUGGGGGUAGUGAACACAAGGUGGAGAAGGAUGUGCAGCUGGGCCCCAAGCGCCGGGCACGGCAGCUCACUGAGGAGGACCUGCCCAUCAAUGACUACUCGGAGAACGGGCUGGAGUUUCACCCCCUGUGGGACGAGCAAGGCUACUGCUGUGCCCAGUGCCGCCGUGCCAACCGCUACUGCCGGCGGGUCUGUGAGCCCCUCCUGGGCUACUACCCCUACCCGUACUGCUACCAGGGCGGGAGGGUCAUCUGCCGGAUCAUCAUGCCCUGCAACUGGUGGAUUGCGCGGAUGCUGGGCAGGGUGUAGCACCUGCCUCACAGCACCCAGGGCUUGGGUGCUGCCCCAUGCCUCAUUGCCACCCAUCCGGAUGCAUCCUGACGCAGCCAACCCGCAGGUUGCUACCAGCUUGAUUGCCGGCAAGCAUGCGAGCCCGCCGGCCGCGACACCCUCACCGAGCGCACACCGCCUGACCCCCCUGCAUCCUGCACUGCUCCCGCGGCGCUGGGGGAGGCCGUGCUCGAGUGCAUCGUCGCCACGCCGAGCAGCAAGAGGCAAACAAUAAAAGUCUUGUAUGAGCGAUUGC
Phalacrocorax carbo (great cormorant) is the source of this 1738-nucleotide messenger RNA. The record is from RefSeq and is a predicted model, not a curated record. NCBI's taxonomy places the organism in Eukaryota, Metazoa, Chordata, Aves, Suliformes, Phalacrocoracidae.